Messenger RNA from Mya arenaria, 2640 nucleotides. Its product is annotated as nucleoporin p58/p45-like. The transcript is spliced from 14 exons. Gene Ontology annotation, biological process: nucleocytoplasmic transport. Gene Ontology annotation, cellular component: nuclear pore. Lineage: Eukaryota; Metazoa; Mollusca; Bivalvia; Myida; Myidae. The coding region runs from base 51 to 1775 and encodes 574 amino acids. The record is from RefSeq and is a predicted model, not a curated record. Gene Ontology annotation, molecular function: structural constituent of nuclear pore.
CCGGGUUUUAGUACCACCCAUAAUUUCUUUUGGUUUAAAAGACUUGAAAAAUGUCUUUCGGAGGAUUCAGUUUUGGUGCCAAGACAACUGCCACAUCUGGCACGACCGCAGCCCCUGGUGGGUUUACGUUUUCAACACCAGCUACAUCAUCCACAGCUCCAGCAGGAGGGUUCUCAUUUUCCACUCCAGCUGCGGCCACCACUGCAGCCACUGGACUUGGUUUUGCCAAACCUCUAGCUGCCUCCACACCAGCACCUGCAGGGUUCGGUUUGGGUGGCACCAUGACCUCAACAACUACAUCGGCUAGCACAGGUUUUGCUCUUCCAGUCAAUCCUGGCUCCACAGCAACCGGCGUCAGUUUUGCCCUGCCGACAACAUCCACCAUGAAGACCAGUGCUCCUAGUGGAUUCACUUUAGGACCAGCUGCUCCCGCUUCCACCGGAACUAGCAUUUUUGCGAAACCUGCAGCUACUAGUGGCAUAUCUUCAUUUUCAUUGGCGCCUGCUCAACCAGCUGCCACAUCUAGUGGAGGGUUCUCUCUUACUGGGGGCCUCAAACUUGGUGCUUCAACAGCAGCCACAACCUCAUCCUCACUUUUUGGAGGAAUUUCAGGAUUGGGGGCUGCAUCAAGUACGGCAGGGGGCAGUAUUUUUGGGACAUCCGUUGCCAAGACGACCUCUACAGGACUAGGAGGGGUUGAUCCCAAAACCACAACAUCAGCUACUGCAAAUGAUCCAAGCAAACCAGGGGAUGGCAAGUCGGCCAAGGAGACGAUGGUUGAAAACAACAUCAUGCUUGAUGUUGAUGAACUAAGGAAGUUUGUGAAGGAGGAGAAGGGAGAGAUGGAGCAGAUGAAGCGGCUGUCCUCUACACCGAUGGGGAAAGUCCAGGAAGACUGUGCAGCACUUAGACAACUGCUGUCUCUUGUCUCCAGUGGUCUUCAGAGGAAUGUCUGCAAUGUGGAAAAACUCAAGAGAGAAAUGACCGGGGAGUUGAAGCAUGCAGAGAUGGCAGUGAGGACAAAGGAGACGCCUCCGGGCCUGCAGUACGAGAAUACAGCUCCUAUGUUAUACUUUCAGUGUGUGAUAGAGAGCUUUGAGAGUCAGAUGUUACAGUACAGACAGCAGAUUGAGAUGCUGGAGAACCACUUGGCCUCCUUACACCAACCCAGCAGACUUACACAUGAUGAGCUGAUUCUGUUACUAAGGAGACUCCAUGAAGCAUUUGUUGCCAUGGCAGCACAGCUACAACAGAUCCAUGAAGCUGUCAAGACCCAAAAAGAGCACUACCUGAACUAUCGAAAGGUAUUCCAUGGUGAUGCGAAGAAUAUUUUCGAGCGUCAGAAAAAAGCCCCCGUCCGAGUGUCAGCCCCAGCCCACAUGGAUAUUUAUGGCCAGUCCCCAUUUCCCGGUGUCAACAAUGCUGCAGCUGUUGCCAUGGCCACAGCCUUGACCCGGACCCAGCAACCACAGCCCCAGGCUGGGGCUCCACCUGUCACAGGCUUCAGUAACUUUGGGACCACCUCAGGGUUUGGGACAGGUAAUCCACCAAGUUUUGGCCUUGGCACAAGUACAACACAGCAAUCCGGAUUUAAAGGGUUUGGUACUGGAGGUGGGCUAUUCGGGAGCGGGACAACAUCCACCCUUGGCUCCACUCAAGCUGGUUCCCUGUUUACAAGCCCACUCCCCUCCACCCUGCCAGCCCCUAGCCUCGGUGGGGAUACUUCCUUUCAGCUUAACCGGCCUCCAGCUGGGGCCAAAAGGGGCAAGAGAUAGGAGCUGCUCGUUCUAGGCUUAAGGACAACUUUCCAGGAUUGAGGACUGCUUUCUAGGCUUUAGGACUACUUCUUGGACUGAGGACUUCUUUCUGGGCUUUAGGACUACUUCUUGGACCGAGGACUUCUUUCUGGGCUUUAGGACUAGUCUACUUCUUGGACCGAGGACUUCUUUCUAGGCUUUAGGACUACAUCUUGGACUGAGGACUUCUUUCUAGGCUUAUGGACUCCUUUCUAUGUUUGAGAACUAGAUGUGGAAAUUGAUAUUAUAUUUUGUCAUCAAUGGGAAGGGACAUUUACAACUUGAUUAAUUCUUUCCAUCAAAUUAAUUUAGGAACUGUUAUUUGUAGAGGUAAGGACUAGAUGUCAAAAUUGAUUGAUUGAUAAUGUUGUCGACAGUUGUGUGCAUCGCAAAAAAUUUUUUUUACUUAAAUUGUUUUAUUUAUCUUAAUGUUAUAUAAUAGAUUAAAGGAAUAAACAUGUUAUUCAUGUUUCAUUCCGUUUUUGGCGUCCACUUUUAUCAAGCAUUUUUGGGAAAAAAUGAAUUCAUUUUGUUCAAGAGUUCUAAAUAUUAUUAUUUUUUUUCCAGUCCAACCAAUUAUUACAUUUUGGUUUAAAAGAAGAAUUCAGUCAAGUAACCAUUAUUUUCUUUCAUGCUUUUGUGAUGCUGUCUGUAUACUAUGAUGUGUAAAUAUUUGCAUGAGUAAAUGAAAAUGGAAUAUGAAGGUCAGGAAUUCUAAGAUUAACAGGCUGCAUUACGUGUUGAUUUUGUGUGACAAGGAUGAUGUUUAGAAACACAAGUUGUAAUCUGUGAUGUGAGAUAUUGUCAUAUAAAAUGAUUGAGAAUAAAUGCAUGGUAAAUGAUA